AUGCUCAAGAACCCGAACGGAUCUCCCGGCCCCGAAGCCGGCGCCAUUCCGGACGGUCUUGAGGUGCACCCGGGCCCCAAUUUCAACGAUGCGCCGCAGCCGUAUCUUCCUCAAAUGCAGCAGCAUAACAUGCAGCCGCAGCAUCACCAGCAGCCGGCAUACUAUGACCACAACGUCCAGACCCCGCAAACACAAUACUCCCACACAACGUAUACAAACAACCACCAUCCUGCUGCGGUCCCUCCACCUGGAAAAGAAGGCAAAGAGGAUGCUAGAGACGGAAGGAUAUGCGGCCUGCGAAAACCGACGUUUUUCUUGACGAUGCUUUCGGUUGUUCUUCUCGCGACUUUGAUUGCCGUCGCCGGCGCAUUAGGAGCUGUAGUUGCGCAGAAGAACUCGCAGUUGGCGAGAGCUACGGCUUCAGCCGCCCCUACUUCAACAGGCGCGUCGGCGACACCAACGGCGACAUCAGCUGCCGUCCUGAACCUCGCCGAGGCCGCCCCGACAGACACCGCGAUCAAGAAGGGAGAAUGCCCGACCGGCUCCACCAAGCCGAAAUGGGAGGUACCGGGCACGAACAUCACCUUCGAGAAGGACUGCGGAAGCGACUACAUCUACAACGACAUCGGCAAGGUCCCGACCACGAACAUCGAGGAGUGCGUCCGUCUCUGCGCCGUCUUCAACCUCAACAAGCAGACGGAAUUGGGUCGCUGCGCGGGCAUCGUCUAUCUUUACAAGGAUGACCAGGGCAACGACGAUCCCUACUGCUGGAUGAAGUACACCAAGAACACCAACCAGAUCCUCUCCAAGGACUACACGGAGUCUGCAUGGAUUGUAUAG
Colletotrichum karsti is the source of this 840-nucleotide messenger RNA. RefSeq lists its product as uncharacterized. The transcript has 2 exons. Bases 1 to 840 code for a protein of 279 amino acids. NCBI's taxonomy places the organism in Eukaryota, Fungi, Ascomycota, Sordariomycetes, Glomerellales, Glomerellaceae. The record is from RefSeq and is a predicted model, not a curated record.